AUGAGCUACUACAGUGCCAGCCCCACCAUCCUGCAGCACCCCUGUGAAGGGUUUGGCUCUAAAGGGCAGCCAAAGGUAUCCGCGUACCUAGGGAAGGAUGUUUUCAUCAGCAUGGAUGCUUCUGAGAGCAGCCUCUCCCCACUCCCCAUCCCAGAAGAACUUAAGGCCAAAGAAGCUGUUGUCAGCACCAUCACCUUUGCUGACUUCUAUGAUGGCAUACAUGAUGGAGAGAUGUCUACUGCCACUGUGGACAUCCCUGACAAUGUCAUUGGCUGUAUUGAUGUGACUCCCGUGACUGCGCAUAUUGCAGUGUCCUGCCCACCUACAAAGCAUAUCAGAAUUUUUAAAAAUGUAGCAGCAUGCAGAAAAGGCUUCAUUCAGGAAAGGGCGCUGAGAAAUAAAUUCAGUUAUACAAUCAGCCAUAACAUACAUGACCCACAGUUUCUCGCUGGAGAAAAUACACAGCAGGACACUCUAUGGAUCAAAGCUAACUUUACAAAUCUGGGAUGUCCUCUCCGUACUCUCCUGAUAUAUUGCAAAAAUCCUCAGGUGCCAGUUCUUGAGUUAUGGGAAGAUAAUAAAUAUCAGAAGCAUGUCUCUGCUGACUUUAUGUUUGAAAUACAUGGAAUGCGUAACUGUGAUUAUCUUUUGACUGCAUAUGAUGCCAAGUGCUUCUCUCUACCUCAGAAUUGGACUUCUUUGCUGAAAGAACAGGAGUUGCCAGAUCCACAUACUGCAUGGACCAAAAGUAACUAUAUGAGCUGUAAGAAUAGGAGUGAAUCUGAGUUAAAGUGGCCUUCCAUCAAGCAUCCGAUUCUUCAUAAAGAUGAAAAUAAGAUCAUUUUCCCUUCAUAUAACGGUCUAUACAUCUUUAAAGCCAGUGUAGUGGAUACAUUUUACAGUUAUUGCGAUUUACCUGUAACCUUCUCAGUAUAUAUGCAUGGUGCUUUUCCCAUGAGCUAUCUAAGCUUUUGGACAGCACUGUCAGGCAUUCUGAAUUUAUUUUUGAUUUUGACAAGAUAUUCCCUACCUUAUUUAUCGCUAAAAACUGAAUGCCAAAAAAAAUGCCAAGAGCCAAAGUGUUUUGACUGCAAUUUUUGA
Molecule: messenger RNA, 1101 nt
Organism: Cygnus atratus (black swan)
Lineage: Eukaryota; Metazoa; Chordata; Aves; Anseriformes; Anatidae
Product: cation channel sperm-associated auxiliary subunit delta-like
Biological process (GO): flagellated sperm motility; sperm capacitation
Cellular component (GO): CatSper complex; sperm principal piece
Source: RefSeq, a predicted model, not a curated record